AUGAAAGUAGUCCACUUUAAUUUUAGACGUUUCUUUAGCUGCUUCUCCAUUCUUUUCAAUUUUAUUAAGAGAAUUUUAUUCAGAAGCCGACAGAGGAAGUCCAGCCGAUCAGAAGAUGAUGUGUUACCCACUCUCGUGACGGUAGCUUCUGAUUUAAACCAUGAUCAGGUGGGGAAUUUCUCUGUACUCGUUUUACCUGUGUGCUCUUUUAUAGUUUACGCCUAUCUGCUGAGAAAAACAUUUAUUGAAAUCGCUAAAGCAUGGUAAACUUAGGCAUGUCUCUCUUGGGCUUCAUGUUCUGUCUGGAAAACACAUACCUCGAGCUUAAACCUUUACAAAAUUAUCCAAAAGUUAUUGUUAUUGUUAUAAAAGCUCAAGUCCACUUCCUAGAAAUCCAAACAAUACUCAUUUUGAGGGUACAUCUCAGUAAUUUACCACUGCUUAACACCUAAAUCCUGAAAAUUUAAACUAUACAUGUUUUUAAUUAUAAGGUUUUUGGCUUUAGAUUUUAAAAUGAAGGUUAAUGUUGCCGCUCCAGUGUUAACGUAAACUGAUUACGCAUUUCCUAUACUAUAUUAAAUUAAAACGCAAAGAAAGAGAACACUUCAUGUUAGCAUUAAUGGGGGAAUACCACUCUGCUAUCAGCGUGAUGUUCUACUUCCCCAUGUGACAAAAGCGUGACUAGAGCCCAACCAAUAGAACCAUUGGCAUAGGGCGCUUUUCUAUUGGUACCAAUCGUACCAUUGGUACCAAUGGACCACUGGAAUUGCCCUGUACCCAGCUAGACCACAUGAGAAAAUAAUCUAAGUCCCCUUAAUGAGAUGCAUAUUCACCAAUAGAACCAUUGGCAUAGGGCGCUUUUCUAUUGGUACCAAUCGUACCAUUGGUACCAAUGGACCAUUGGAAUUGCCCUGUACCCAGCCAGACCACAUCAGAAAAUAAUCUAAGUCCCCUUAAUGAGAUGCAUAUUCACCAAUAGAACCACUGGCAUAGGGCGCUUUUCUAUUGGUACCAAUCGUACCAUUGGUACCAAUGGACCAUUGGAAUUGCCCUGUACCCAGCCAGACCACAUCAGAAAAUAAUCUAAGUCCCCUUAAUGAGAUGCAUGUUCACCAAUAGAACCAUUGGAAUAGGGCGCUUUUCUAUUAGUACCAAUCAUACCCUUGGUACCAAUGGACCAUUGGAAUUGCCCUGUACCCAGCCAGACCACAUGAGAAAAGAAUUUAAGUCCCCUUAAUGAGAUGCAUAUUGACCAAUAGAACCAUUGGAAUAGGGUGCUUUUCUAUUGGUACCAAUUGCACCAUUGGUACCAAUGGACCAUUGGAAUUGCCCUGUACCCAGCUAGACCACAUCAGAAAAUAAUCUAAGUCCCCUUAAUGAGAUGCAUAUUCACCAACAGAACCACUGGAAUAGUGUGCUUUUCUAUUGGUACCAAUCGCACCAUUGGUACCAUUGGAGACCCUUCUUAUCACCCCUAACACCAAUGGAGUCUAUUUUUUGACUAAUAUGAGGUAACGCACGCCAUACGAGGCGUGGCAGACAUGAGUUGACAACAGUCAGAAGACAACCUUCCUAAAACUUUAAUCAAGCAAUCUGGUAAGCCUGCAGCAGCAGAAGUAGAGGCAGCAGCGAUAAGGAGGAAGCUUUUCCCUGUUAAGGGAAAUAUGGUGUAAACUGGCCUAACAAUCCCCAGGAGCUCUGGCACGUCACACUCCAUUAACUGCAAUUUACUGUUUCACUGUAAAUCUUUAUUAUAUGUAUGCUUAAUGAGCUAAAAAGUAACAGUGACAGAAUUUCCUUGUUAACAGGGUUUGGAAGGGUAUGUCAUGGAAUCCAGGAUUUGACAAAAAUACAGUUCAGAAUACAGGAAUCAUUAACCAGGGAAAAAGCACAGAUGUGGGAUUGGGAAAGAAAACGAAACUCGGAAUAGUGAUGACAGAAGUUCGGGAUGCGGGAUUUCUUGUGUAAAAGGAGUGGGAAAGUGGGGUCGGGAACCUCCCUUUCCAGGCCCUUUGUUGAUAUCCAAACAUUUCAGUUGAAAAGUGGCCCCUGUAGUGUAUAAAUCAAUAAAUUGUCACCAUCACUUUGUAGUUCAUGAUAUUACAUCUUAUCAUAUCAAUGUAAAUCAAACCACAGCCUGACCAUGAAGCAGAUGAGUGGGAAGAUUGGAGUAAAAUGGAGGAAUUCAGCGUGAAGGUUGAACCAGCUGUGUCCUGUAGUCCAGAGCCAACUCCACCUGAUGAUGAAGAUCUAUUUCAGGACAUGGCGCCUGUCUUUCAAAAACCAAAAAAAGUAAGGUUCCUGUGACUCUAAUAUAAUGUAUCAGUAGUUUUUGUGAGUAAAGUGGGCUCUUUAGGGCUCAAUUCCAGUUUGUCCUUUUUGCAAGCAGCUCUUACAUUAUGCUUGCCAGGGCCACUAUUUUCUUGUCUUAGUUAGUUAUUGAUUAUGUCAGAGGAUAAGUUGUUUGAACUCUUGCCCAUUGGACAAGUAAGCUUUAAAAGCUACUUGCCCAGCAAGAAAAUUCACUUGUCCCAAACGUACACUACUGGGCAGGACUUUUUUCAAGAUCUUUCUUUUUUCAGUGUGAAAUGAUAGUUCUCCAGCCUUCAUGGCAAGACAAUUUUCUUUUUUCUUCAGAUUGUUGUUAAGAAGAAAAAGAGUUUUUCGGAUGAGAGUAGUCAGUUACAAACAGCUGGACCAUCAAGCCGUUUGAAAUUUGAUAUCAGCUAUCCCCCAGCAGAGGUAAGAGUUUUCAGAAUUAUAUGAGUAUAUAACUUGGUUUAUGCAGGAGAGUGUGUUUAGAGGUACUUGAGAACAAAACAGAAGAAUUUUGAUAAUGUACAGGUAAUGUCAUGUGUUUGUCCAGUUGGGCAGCUGAGAAAAAAAACUGGAAAGCUUGAUUCCCAGGGUCCCGGGGUGUAGGUUUUCACAUCUUCUCUUCAACCAGAUCUAUAAAGGUCACCUAACCAGUAUACGUCUUUAUGAUAUGGCUGUAUCCACGAGUGGGCAGGAUGAAGCAAAUCCUGUCUUGUGAUUGGCUACCCAAGGGGGCAAGAUGGACCCAUCUUGCCGGCCGCUUGGAAUUCCCCAUAUUAGUCCCAGAAGAGAAAGUUGUCUUUAUGGCUAUAUAGUAAAUCAUUUAUUGACCAAGCUUAUUCGAUCAAGGUGGCUGUGGAUAUUGGCCUCAUUCUUUUUUGUGUUUUUAUGGACCAAGACAGAGUCGAGGUCAAUAAUAUUCAGCGAUCUUGACCUCACCCUUGGUCAAUAACACAUAAGUUUAUGAGGUCUGGAAUGAAGAGGCUGAAUCAGGGUCUUUUUUCUUUCCUCAAAUUAGCCUGAGUUAGGAUCAUGGACUGAAGAAUCCAAUACAGCAUGGGACGAGGAAGGUGUAUCAGAAAAAGAAAUUCAAUGGCAAACAGAAAAAUUAACAAAGGAGAGGAAGCAAGCAGAGAGGGAACGGCGUGCUUUGGAACAACAAAAACGAAAAGAGGAAAGACAAUCACAUAGAGCAGAUAACAAGAAGCAACAUGGACAUUUGGGAGUCAGACUGUCUACAUAACGAAGAGCUUGUGAAUAAUCAAGGCUAACUUAUUUUGUAUCAGAAUUAACUUGCAGCAAAGACAUAACAAGGCCUAUUAGUGCUAAGGUGAUGCCAACGCUUAACACCUUAACACUGGUGAUACCAAGUCUCUUAAGGCAAACUCAAAUACAUCUAUUUUCUUUUGUUGUUAAUUAACAAUUAAUGAAUGAGGCUGAGUAUCUUAUGAAGACGGCCGAGGCGGAUAACACCCUCCAAGAUCUCCAUAAUUCUUCAUAUGAUAUGAAAGCCAAAUUCAAUAAUUGUUUUAUUAUUCAGUCAAAAUAACUUUUAGUUUAAAAACAUGGCUAAAACAUGCUUACCUCCAUCAAUCCAUCGAUGUUAAGUUCAUCUUCGAUAGUGAAUGUUUAGGUUUGUCCAGCUGUGCAAAUAUUCUCCAAAUAGCAGAUGUCGCCGUUCAAGUUGUCCUCUUGCUGUUCUUGCCAUGUUUUUAGCUAUUAUUUCGCCUAGUUCUUACUCUUGAAACGAGUGAAAUGUCCGCCAUUUUUGUUUCCACAAACAAAACAACUCAACCUCAUCCCCAGGUCUUCUUGGUUAACGGUGCAUUAACCUGCAAAAACGCUGCAUUUUUUAUGUCAUUCCUCGCUAGACACAAAAUUGUUCCAAAUUUGGUCAUCAGAAACUGGUUAUGGUGAAUUAUGCGUGUGCUUUUAGCCAAUCAGAAUCGGGGAAAUAUUUUGAAUGAAUAAUAAUGCUUGUUAGUGUAUAUUAAUGUGUUGUUCAUACACACUUUACAUCGGUAUCUACAUCCAUACUAACAAUCCCCCGCGGUGUCAAGCCUAUUGCAAAGGGUUUAACCAUCAACUACAGCUUUGAGGACAAACCAGACCCCUGAACGCAUCUCACGCUGCUGAACU
Molecule: messenger RNA, 4455 nt
Organism: Porites lobata
Lineage: Eukaryota; Metazoa; Cnidaria; Anthozoa; Scleractinia; Poritidae
Source: the annotation of a GenBank genome assembly